Cajanus cajan (pigeon pea) is the source of this 1975-nucleotide messenger RNA. RefSeq names its product copper ion binding / methyltransferase. Lineage: Eukaryota; Viridiplantae; Streptophyta; Magnoliopsida; Fabales; Fabaceae. Gene Ontology annotation, molecular function: methyltransferase activity; structural constituent of ribosome. Gene Ontology annotation, cellular component: mitochondrial small ribosomal subunit. Gene Ontology annotation, biological process: translation. The record is from RefSeq and is a predicted model, not a curated record.
CGUACUUGUAGCAAAUCAUUAUAUGAGGGAUUUAUCAGUUUUCGUUCUUUCCGCCACACCUAGCAGCAUCCCCGCCCUUUGGCUCCAUCAUCUUCUUCAUGCCACUUGUUGUGUUUUUCUCUCCCCAAACUAAAGGAAGCUGAUUGCUUGGACCACAAAAGAGAUUUGUUAAAUCCUGGGUUAGCAUGGCUACCCAGACAAUAGCUGAAACUGCCCAGAAAAUUGUGACCCCUGAAACUCUCCGCUAUGCAGCCAAACAAUCUGAGCGUUGUCUUGUUGUCCCUGUUCGUCUUCGCCGUGCCAUUAAAAAAUAUCUUCAAGAGCAGGAGGAGCCAUAUAUGAAGAGGAAAGUCUUGAGAUUGUCUCAAUCCUUCAAUGAAAUCAAGGAUGUCAAUCUACAGCUGGCAACCACCACAGCGAAGAAGAUAGUUGAAGACCCUUUAAAAUCUUUUGAGCAAUCAAAACGUUGGAAGAUUACAAGCUCUUAUGGAGACAUUGGUCUCACAUAUAGAGAUGAAGAGACCAUUGCUUAUGUGGCUUCUCGAAUGCCUGCCGUUUACUCUGCUUGUUACAGAGUACUUAAGGAGGUUCGCAGAAGGCUUCCCGGUUUCUCCCCAUCUAGGGUAUUAGAUUUUGGUGCUGGGACAGGUUCAGCUUUCUGGGCACUGCAAGAAGUUUGGCCAAAAUCUUUACAGAAAGUUAAUUUAAUAGAACCAUCACAGUCAAUGCAGCGUGCAGGUCGGAGCCUUAUACAAGGUCUCAAGAAUUUGCCACUUAUUCAUAGCUAUGAUAGCAUUCAAGCACUUUCUAAAAGUAUUGGUAAAUCAGACAGAGGGCAUGACCUUGUAAUUGCUUCCUAUGUUCUUGGAGAGAUUCCAUCAAUAAAGGAUCGAAUUACCAUAGUUCGCCAGCUUUGGGAUCUAACUCAGGAUGUUUUGGUUUUGGUUGAACCAGGGACACCUCAUGGAUCUAAUAUUAUAGCUCAGAUGAGAUCUCACAUAUUAUGGCUGGAAGAAAGAAAAUACCGAAAAUCUUCUCGUAAGAACAAUGAAGUUUGUAAAGAUUUGAUCACUCAGAAGGCUGGUGCAUUUGUAGUUGCGCCAUGUCCUCAUGAUGGGACUUGUCCACUGGUAAAAUCUGGAAAAUAUUGUCAUUUUGUUCAGCGUUUGGAAAGGACUUCAUCACAACGUGCCUACAAGCGUUCAAAGGGUGUUCCUUUACGUGGCUUUGAAGAUGAGAAAUUUUCCUAUGUUGUUUUCAGGCGAGGACCAAGGCCAAGGGAACCUUGGCCCCUUGAUGGUACGGAAUUUGAGACUCUGAAGGAGCAGCAUGCAAAAAGAAAUCCAGAGGAUCUUGAAAUUGACUACGAGGACUGGUUGAAGUUGCAACAAGCUGAUGAUACCCCUCAUGAAGAAGCUGAUGCAGUAACUGAUGAAUCUGUUGAUCCGGAAAAUAGUGUCAUUCCUCAAGAAGCAGUAAGCGUGGUAACUUACGAUUCCGAUGAGGUGGAAACUGACAGCGGUGCUGAUGAUAAUGACGAGGAGGAGGAAAAGGAAGAAGAAAGAGAGAGUGCUGAUCUUGGAGGUGGCUGGGGCAGGAUUGUCUUCAUGCCUGUGAGAAGGGGUAGACAAGUGACAAUGAAUGUGUGUAGGUCCACCAAAAGGGAUGCCUCAGAGGGUUCAUAUGACCGUAUUGUGGUAACACGGAGCAAGAAUCCUACAUUGCAUCAUCAGGCCAAAAGAUCUAUUUGGGGUGACCUGUGGCCGUUUUAAAGCAAAAAAUAGUCUGUGAUGUUAAUUAAUUAAUUUAUUUUUCAUUUCCUAUUUUUCUGUGCAUCUCUCAUAUAAACCAAUAUUUAAGGGGGUGCCUCCAAAAUUGAAAGAAAAAAUUCAUAUUGAAUUUUUGGGAAUAGAUUUUAUGUUAUAAAUCUCCUAACUUCAUGGAACACCAAUCGAACAGUAGAUAUUCAUAUUAA